Penicillium olsonii is the source of this 912-nucleotide messenger RNA. Lineage: Eukaryota; Fungi; Ascomycota; Eurotiomycetes; Eurotiales; Aspergillaceae. The record is from the annotation of a GenBank genome assembly.
AUGGAUUCCGAGGUCAUGAAUAGCCCCGCGGUGACCCUGGACUUCCUCCCAAACGAGGUAUACAUUGAAAUAUUGUCUGACUUCUCCACCCGGGAUCUUCUCCCCCUGGCCCUUGUCAAUCGUCGAUUCCACGCGCUAGUGUUGCGGAUUCUUCACUAUCGCCUUUUACUCCAUAACCCACCCAAAGAUUAUAAAUUGAUACUCGAAUGCUUCCACCCCAGCUCAAAACUCACUGAGCCACAUGUCUUCUGCAAGUACCUUGGCACAGACGGUCUGAGUGAGCACCAUGCAGAUCCACUCGAAGACGCCGACCCAGCACAGCAACUGGGAAGGGUGACUGCAUUAUAUUCCCGCUUCCAUCCUAAAGCAAGAAGCGAAGAAGAGGAGCAGAAUCUCGCGACGCGUUUUGCUCUUUUCCCAGGUAGGAUGUUUCUCUCGGGGGUGUUCGUGCGGGCUGACAUGGAUGGGGACGAAGAUAAGAAAGAUGAUAAAGUGGUGCGAGAAGUCACCAUAGAUGGGUAUGAGGAUUUCUCUCAAUUAUGUGUGGUGGUCAGUCUUGUUCAGGUUCGGCCUGGGACGUCCUUGCUGCUCAGUGCAUCGACUAUUGAGGAUGGGUUUGUUCGAUUAUGGAGAGACUGGUUGUAUCGACAGAGUAGGAAGUUGAAGAAAGCUUCUGAUGCUGCGAGAGAGGAAGGUCUGGAUGAAGUUCAGAUAACAUCCGAUCCCGAUGAUAUGCUGUGGGUGGAUUUGGCCCGGACUGUGGGAUUGAAGCUGCGUGUGCGGCCGAAAUCCUGGAACCCGUCUUUCCCGGUGCUGAUGCAUCAGGAUGACCGGGAUGACGAUGCUUGGGUUGGCUACGAGGUUAUCUUGGAGGGUGAGCUGGCAUUCCUCAUGAAAAUUGACCCUUGCUGA